Tuber melanosporum (Perigord truffle) is the source of this 787-nucleotide messenger RNA. RefSeq lists its product as uncharacterized. Bases 151 to 462 code for a protein of 103 amino acids. The record is from RefSeq and is a predicted model, not a curated record. The transcript has 4 exons. NCBI's taxonomy places the organism in Eukaryota, Fungi, Ascomycota, Pezizomycetes, Pezizales, Tuberaceae. Gene Ontology annotation, cellular component: nucleosome. Gene Ontology annotation, biological process: nucleosome assembly. Gene Ontology annotation, molecular function: DNA binding; structural constituent of chromatin; protein heterodimerization activity.
AACCAACGACUCUCUAACCAACACAACAACCUCUUUCACUACUACCCACGCCAACUACCACCACUAAUCUUCAAGAGACGAAUUAUCCUUUCUCCUUCAACCUUCACUAGCUUUCGCUUUUAAUCCACAACACAACAACUAUCAAUCAAUAUGACCGGACGCGGAAAGGGCGGAAAAGGUCUUGGAAAGGGAGGAGCAAAGCGUCAUCGCAAGAUUUUGCGUGAUAACAUUCAAGGUAUUACCAAGCCAGCCAUCCGUCGUCUCGCUCGUCGUGGCGGUGUCAAGCGUAUCUCUGCCAUGAUCUACGAAGAGACCCGUGGUGUCCUCAAGACCUUCCUUGAAGGUGUCAUCCGUGAUGCAGUCACCUACACAGAGCACGCCAAGCGCAAGACCGUCACCUCUCUCGACGUUGUCUAUGCCCUCAAGCGCCAGGGCCGUACUCUCUACGGUUUCGGUGGUUAAACAUCCUUCAAUUUCUUGUUUUUUUCGGUGUUUUUUCCAAAAAAAGGGAUGAUGGGAGGGAACUUUCAAUGCGGGUGAUGUUCGAGCUUUUUCCUUUUGUUGAAGAAAUCUUUUCCCUUGUUUCUUUUACAGUCGAGGAGGGGGAGGCUUCGUGUUUCGAUUUGUAAUAGCUAGUCCAUGCGCUACGGUGAUUGUUUUAUGCUUGUCUGGAUUCUGAAUAAUUGGGUUCUACAUACAAUCUUUUUUUCUUUCGCGCGCAGUGCUGUUCUAAAAGUUCAUGUCUGCUCUCAAGACGAAAAUGCAAAAGAAGCAUAAAAACCGCAAA